GUCAAGUGACGGCCGCUCACGUUACGUUGAUUGGCACCAUUCGCUUGUGGUUGUUUGGAGGAAAACGGCCACAUGAAAAGUUUAGCGAGCGCGGUGCACUUUGGCGAGAUGCCCCCCGCCGCCGCCGCCGCCGCCGCCCGGACGCUCACUCGCCCCUAUGGAAUAUAGUCCCGCUGUCCACGGUGCCCAUGUUGUGCCAGCACCCCACGUGAAGAACAAAGUGUUCGUCUUGUGCAUCAUGCUGUCCCUGUGGGUCUACAUGAUCUACUGCUGCUUGGGCUCCAGCUCGGCCGUGCCCGGGUUCGGGGCGGCGGCGCGUCCGUCCCGCGACUUGCUCGACGACGCGUCGGACGGCAGAGGGGACGAGUGGGACGACGUCGACGCCGCGGCGGCUUGCCUCAAUGAGUCGGCGAGUCAAAAGUUACCCCGGGCCAUCAUCAUCGGCGUGAAGAAAGGGGGCACGCGCGCCCUGCUGGAGUUCCUGCGGCUGCAUCCGGACGUGCGCGCGGCGGGGGCAGAACCGCACUUCUUCGACCGCAACUACCACAAGGGCCUGGACUGGUACAGACAAUUGAUGCCAAAGUCCUCCGAGGGUCAGCUGACCAUGGAGAAGACGCCCAGCUACUACAUCACCAAGGAGGUCCCCGCUCGUAUCUACACCAUGUCCAGAGACACCAAGCUGAUCGUGGUCGUCCGAGACCCCGUCACCCGAGCCAUCUCGGACUACACGCAGACCCGCUCCAAGAAGCCGGACAUCCCGUCUUUUGAGAGCUUGACCUUUAAGAACACGUCGGCGGGCGUGAUCGACACGGCGUGGAGCGCCGUUCAGAUCGGCAUGUACGCCAAGCACCUGGAGCGUUGGCUCCACUACUUCCCCAUGGAGCAGCUGCUGUUUGUCAGCGGCGAGCGGCUCAUUAGCGACCCCGCCUUGGAGGUGGCGCGGGUCCAGGAUUUUCUCGGGCUCAGGCGAGUGGUCACCGAGAAGCAUUUCCACUUUAACCCAGCAAAGGGCUUCCCUUGCCUAAAGAGACCAGAGGGCCACAGCAAACCUCACUGCCUGGGCAAAACCAAAGGCAGAACCCAUCCUAACAUUGACCCGGGGGUGGUGCAGAGACUACGGGAGUUCUACAAACCAUUUAACUUGAAGUUUUACCAGAUGACGGGUCAUGACUUUGGCUGGGACUGAGAAGAAGACGAGAGCAGCAAGGCUAGUUCAUUGACUUGUGUGUGUGUGUAUUUUUAUUUUUUAUAGAAUUGUAUCAUCCAGAAGGUGUAGAGAGUAUAUUUGCCAGCUAUGUAUAGAGUUCAGAAGUUUAUUUUAUGAUAAUUUAUUGCUAUUAUAUGAAAUUCCUAAGAUGUGUAAGCAGGUUUACUCUCGAUCAGGGAUCCUCACACUGUAGUGCGUGCACCCCUGAGGGUGACUGUUUUGUUUAAUUAUUUUACCUUCCAUUGCAUUUUUACCCAAGUAAAAAGGUUAAAUACAUUCAUUUCUUUAAAAAAAAAUACAAAUAAAAAAAUUUGAGGGUAUGUACAGUACCCAAAAUGCAA
Phycodurus eques (leafy seadragon) is the source of this 1548-nucleotide messenger RNA. RefSeq names its product heparan sulfate (glucosamine) 3-O-sulfotransferase 3B1a (gene hs3st3b1a). Lineage: Eukaryota; Metazoa; Chordata; Actinopteri; Syngnathiformes; Syngnathidae. Bases 158 to 1186 code for a protein of 342 amino acids. The record is from RefSeq and is a predicted model, not a curated record. The transcript has 2 exons. Gene Ontology annotation, molecular function: [heparan sulfate]-glucosamine 3-sulfotransferase activity.